Molecule: messenger RNA, 744 nt
Organism: Emiliania huxleyi CCMP1516
Lineage: Eukaryota; Haptophyta; Isochrysidales; Noelaerhabdaceae
Exons: 3
Coding region: 1-744 (247 amino acids)
Source: RefSeq, a predicted model, not a curated record
AUGGCUGCUCUGUGUGUAUUGCAGCCAUCGGGCUAUGGCUGCUCUGUAACGAGUUAUGCCCAGCAGCGCUUUGACCACGUGCUCGUCGAGUCGUCGGGCAUCUCCGAGCCGCUCCCUGUCGCCGAGACCUUCACCUUCCGCGAUCGUGCCACUGCGUUGGACGACGUUGCCUCUCUCGCCAACUUGGUCACGGUUGUCGACGCUGCGUCUGUCUUCGAGCAGCUCAGCACGAUGGAAACGCUCGUGGACCGCGGCUGGGAGGCGGCCAAAGGCGACGAGCGCACCGUGUCACACCUGCUCUGCGACCAGCUCGAGUUCGCCGAUCUGCUACUGCUCAACAAGCGCGAUCUGGUGACGGAGGAGCAGCUCGGCGCGGUCGAGGCAUUCCUGCGCAAGGCCAACCCGACGGCCGAGGCCGAGGAGCACCCGCAGUGGCUGGUCGAGGCGCGCGAGCACGAGACGGCGUGGAUACGGGCGCGAGAGCACGAGCACACGCCCGAGACCGUCGAGUACGGCAUCUCCUCCUUCGUCUUCUGCGCCAAGCGGCCCUUCCAUCCGGAGCGCCUGCACGCGGCCCUCGACAGCCGGGAGCGGCGCCGCCCGGGAGCGCUGUCCACUGUCCUCCGGCUCAAGGGCUUCGCUUGGCUGGCGACGCGGCGCAACCGGCAGGUGCGCGCAGCGCUCGCGGGCACGCAGUUUGAGGACCACGGGACGCGGACCACGGAGAUCGGCGCACGGAGCUAG